AUGGCGGCGACCGCGGGGGCCUAUGAGAAGCUGAAGCUGCACAUAACACCAGAGAAGUUUUACGUGGAAGCUUGUGAUGAUGGAGCAGAUGAUGUUCUUGCCAUUGACAGAGUCUCCACAGAGGUCACUCUUACAGUUAAGAAAGAUGUUCCCCCUUCAGCUGUUACAAGGCCUAUAUAUGGUAUUUUGGGAACAAUCCGUCUGGUGGCAGGCAACUAUCUCAUUGUAAUAACAAAAAAGAAAAAAGUAGGUGAAUGUUUCAGUCAUGCAGUCUGGAAAGCAACUGAUUUUGACAUCCUCUCCUACAAAAAGACCAUGCUGCACUUAACUGAUAUUCAGUUGCAGGACAAUAAAGCCUUUUUAGCAAUGCUUAGUCACGUCUUGAAUGUGGAUGGAUUUUACUUCUCUACAACAUAUGACCUAACGCACACUUUGCAAAGGUUAGCCAACACCAGUCCAGAAUUCCAAGAAAUGAGCCUACUAGAGAGGGCAGAUCCACGGUUUGUGUGGAAUGGGCAUCUUCUUAGAGAAUUUGCUGCUCAGCCAGAGAUACAUAGGUUUGCUCUUCCAGUGAUGCAUGGAUUUAUAGCUAUGCACUCUUGUUCCAUAAAUGGAAAGUAUUUUGACUGGCUGCUUAUCUCUAGAAGAAGCUGUUUCAGAGCUGGUGUACGUUAUUAUGUGAGAGGUAUUGAUUCAGAAGGACAUGCAGCUAAUUUUGUUGAAACAGAACAAAUUGUACAUUACAAUGGGAGCAAAGCUUCGUUUGUCCAGACCCGUGGAUCAAUUCCUUUUUUCUGGUCACAGAGACCAAACCUCAAGUAUAAGCCAAAGCCACAGAUCAGCAAAGUAGUAAAUCAUAUGGAUGGCUUCCAAAGACAUUUUGACUCUCAGAUAAUUAGCUAUGGAAAACAAAUGAUUGUUAAUUUGGUUAACCAGAAGGGCUCAGAGAAGCCUCUUGAACAAACAUUUGCAAAAAUGGUAAACAGCUUGGGAAAUGGAAUGGUCAGAUAUAUAGCAUUUGACUUCCAUAAAGAAUGCAGUCGAAUGAGGUGGGACCGACUCCAGCUCUUGAUGGAUCAACUCGCAGAACAACAAGAUGAGUUUAGUUAUUUUCUAGUUGAUUCUGAUGGUAAAGUGGUGACUCAGCAGGAAGGAAUAUUCCGCAGUAAUUGCAUGGACUGCCUGGACCGGACUAAUGUGAUUCAGAGCCUAUUAGCACGUCGUUCUCUGCAAGCACAACUGCAGAGGUUAGGUGUUCUGCAUGUUGGACAGAGAAUUGAAGAACAAGCACAAUUUGAAAAAAUCUACAAAAAUGCAUGGGCUGAUAAUGCGAAUGCUUGUGCCAAACAAUAUGCUGGAACUGGUGCCUUAAAGACAGACUACACAAGAACUGGGAAGAGAACUCAGUGGGGCCUAAUAAUGGAUGGCUGGAACUCAUUAAUACGUUACUACAAGAACAACUUUUCUGAUGGAUUUAGACAAGAUGCUAUCGAUCUGUUUCUUGGAAAUUAUUCAGUGGAUGAAGUAGAGUCUGUCAGCCCUCUACAUAUACAGAAGGACUGGAAGUUCUUGGCUUUGCCUAUUAUUAUGGUCGUUGCUUUCUCAAUGUGCAUUAUCUGUUUGCUUAUGGCUGGUGAUACAUGGACUGAGACACUGGCUUACGUGCUCUUCUGGGGAACUGCAAGCUUUGGAACUUUAGCUAUCAUCUUUUACAAUGGCAGGGAUUUUGUAGAUGCACCAAAACUGGUCCAGAAAGAGAAAAUGGACUGA
Messenger RNA from Emys orbicularis (European pond turtle), 1770 nucleotides. It is a transcript of the gene SACM1L, whose product is annotated as SAC1 like phosphatidylinositide phosphatase. The record is from RefSeq and is a predicted model, not a curated record. The transcript has 20 exons. Gene Ontology annotation, molecular function: phosphatidylinositol-4-phosphate phosphatase activity. Gene Ontology annotation, biological process: phosphatidylinositol dephosphorylation. Gene Ontology annotation, cellular component: endoplasmic reticulum. NCBI's taxonomy places the organism in Eukaryota, Metazoa, Chordata, Testudines, Emydidae. The coding region runs from base 1 to 1770 and encodes 589 amino acids.